Messenger RNA from Fundulus heteroclitus (mummichog), 879 nucleotides. Its product is annotated as cyclin-dependent kinase 15-like. NCBI's taxonomy places the organism in Eukaryota, Metazoa, Chordata, Actinopteri, Cyprinodontiformes, Fundulidae. Gene Ontology annotation, molecular function: cyclin binding; ATP binding; cyclin-dependent protein serine/threonine kinase activity. The record is from RefSeq and is a predicted model, not a curated record. Gene Ontology annotation, cellular component: cytosol; nucleus; cytoplasm. Gene Ontology annotation, biological process: protein phosphorylation.
GUCUGGCUCGGUCCAAGUCAAUUCCCACUCAGAACUUCUCCUCAGAAGUGGUCACACUGUGGUAUCGGCCACCUGAUGUUCUUUUGGGAUCCAUAGAUUAUUCUACGGCUCUGGACUUGUGGGGCGCGGGCUGCAUCUUUGUGGAGAUGCUCCAGGGCUCCCCGGCAUUUGCAGGAGGUUCUGAUGAGCUGGAGCAGCUGCAGACCAUCUGGACGGUAUUGGGCAUCCCCUCAGAGGACAACUGGCCAGGAGUCAGUCUGUUGCCUAAUUACAGACCGGAGUGGUUUAUUCACUGCAAGCCGAAGCAGUUUAAAAAUGUUUGGAAAAGGUUGGAGCAGCUCUCCUAUAAAACUGAGGACCUGGUCCAGAAAAUACUGAGGCUGGUUCCAACAGAGCGGAUUUCGGCUCAGGAAGCUAUGCAGCAUCCAUAUUUCAACACGCUUCCUGCUCCAAUCAUGCACCUCAGAGACACUGUGUCCAUCUUCAAAGUUCCUGGAGUUCGCCUAGAGACAGAGUUUAGAGACAUCUUCAACCCUGGACGGAGACAGAAAUCUUCAAUUCUUCCUGCCGCCAGUCGUUGGUGACAAAACGGUCCAAUCAGAUCAACCAGACCGAGAAGGGCCGAACUAACCCUCCACAUGGACGGAUUCUUCCCAAAGCCAUGGAUGGAUUUCUGGGUGGAUGUAGGGAUUGACUGAAACUUUUUUGAUCCGCAACAGUGGAAAUUAAUUUGUCCCAUCAUAACACACAUACCCAUGAAAAGAUAUAAGCAUGGAUGUAUGCACAAAUUAAAUGUUACUAAAUAUAAAUUGACCAUAAUUCUGUUUCAAAGUGAUAACAUCCUCCUGUUUUUAUUUUUCAUUUAAAUUUUUAAGAACU